Messenger RNA from Geodia barretti, 606 nucleotides. NCBI's taxonomy places the organism in Eukaryota, Metazoa, Porifera, Demospongiae, Tetractinellida, Geodiidae. The record is from the annotation of a GenBank genome assembly.
AUGCGCUUCGACGCUGGCGGAAAGAGGCAGUUCCCGGUGGGGCGUUUGUCGGAAGAGGAGGCGAAGGCGGUCGACCGGAUGGCCGCGGAUCUGCGCUCCGGCGCCGUGGUGGCCUUCCCCACCGAAACCUUCUAUGCACUGGGCGCCGAUCCACGCUCCGCUGCAGCGGUGUCCGAGGUAUUCCGCCUCAAGGGUCGCCCGGGAGACCGCCGGCUACCCUGGAUCGCCGCGAGCCGAGCGCAGGUAGAAGGCGUCUGCCAGUUGUCCGAAGCGGCGGCCGCCUUCGCGGAUCGCUACUGGCCCGGUCCCGUCACCCUGGUACUGCCGCUCCGUAGCCCUGGUGGGGAAGGGGUGGCGGUCCGGGUGAGCUCGCAUCCGCUGGCGCGGGCGCUGGCUGAAGCCCUCGGCCAUCCGGUGGUUUCGACGAGCGCCAAUCCGAGCGGCCGGCCGCCGGCGACUACUGCCUCCGAGGUCCGGGAGGCGUUUGCGGGCCGGAACGCGCAGAACCUCCGGAUCCUGGAUGGAGGACGGACCCCGGGCGGGGAACCCUCCGUCAUCGUCGAUCUGACGGGUGGGUCGCCCAGGAUCCUGAGAGGAAGGCUUUAA